GCCGUGCCCGCCCGCAGCCCCCCGGCCCCCGGCGCUCCGCUCCGCCCCGGCCGGCGCUGUAGGACCGGAGCAGCCCGCGGAGCCGGGCGCGGCGCGGGUGGAGCCGGGCGAAGGGCGGGGGUGUCCGCGCAGCCGGGGUUGAUGUUUAACCUGGAGCGCCCGUUCACGGAGAGGGGCCACUUCUUCUCCUCCAUGGAGUACCAGCGGCAGCUGGAGGAGGAGGAGGGCUACCCCCCUCCCGGCACCAAUGGGACCUUCAACGACAGCGGGGUCGGGCCGGGCUGGGGCACGCCGUACCCUCUGCACACCACCGUCACUCUCAUCAGCCUGGCCGGCUUGCUCAUGCUCUUCACUGUCUUCGGCAACGUCCUGGUCAUCAUCGCUGUCUUCACCAGCCGGGCGCUCAAAGCCCCYCAGAACCUCUUCCUGGUGUCCUUAGCCUCAGCUGACAUCCUGGUGGCCACGCUGGUCAUCCCCUUCUCGCUGGCAAAUGAGGUGAUGGGGUACUGGUACUUCGGUAAAGUCUGGUGUGAGAUCUACCUGGCCUUGGAUGUGCUGUUCUGCACCUCCUCUAUCGUGCACCUCUGUGCCAUCAGCCUGGACCGCUACUGGUCCAUCACACAAGCCAUCGAGUACAACCUCAAGCGUACCCCGCGCCGCAUCAAGUGCAUCAUCUUCAUCGUCUGGGUCAUCUCGGCUGUCAUCUCCUUCCCCCCACUCAUCUCCAUCGAGAAGAAGAGUGGGCAGCAGGCUGACCAGGGGGUGGCAGGGUGCAAGAUCAACGAUGAGAGGUGGUACAUCAUCUCUUCUAGCAUCGGCUCCUUCUUUGCCCCCUGCCUCAUCAUGAUCCUGGUCUACAUGCGCAUCUACCAGAUAGCCAAGAGGAGAACAAGGGUCCCGCCAAACAAGCGGGCAGAGCGCCCUGAGAAGAAGCAGAAUGGYUUGACUGACAAGGAGGACCUGCCAGCCACAGCACAGCUCAACGGGGAGAAGGCAGCAGGAGGCGGUGGCGAGCAGGAGGGAGAGGUCAAUGGCAUAGACAUGGAGGAGACCUCKUCCUCCGAGCACCAGGAGAACAACGAGUGCAAGAAGCCAGAGAAACCAUCKAGAGGAAAGACCAAGACUAAGCUGAGCCAAAUCAAGCCUGGGGACAGUUUGCCCAGGAAGACGGAGGAGGAGAGGAACACCAAAGGGUCCCGGUGGAGGGGCAGGCAGAACCGGGAGAAGCGCUUCACCUUUGUGCUUGCGGUGGUGAUCGGGGUCUUUGUCAUCUGCUGGUUCCCCUUCUUCUUCACCUACACGCUGAUGGCCGUCUGCGAGAGCUGCUCUGUGCCCGACACCCUCUUCAAGUUCUUCUUCUGGUUCGGUUACUGCAAUAGCUCCUUGAACCCCGUCAUCUACACCAUUUUCAACCAUGACUUCAGACGGGCCUUCAAAAGGAUCCUCUGCAGGCUAGAGAGGAAAAGGAUUGUUUGAAGGACCCUUUGCUACUGACGGGACUGAUCAAGACUUUGAAGGAGUCUAGUGUGUUUCUCUCUCGGGCUGUGCUUGCAUGGGAUGGUUUCCUUCAGCUCGUGAGCAGGAAGCCUUUAAAGCCUGAGAUGAGCCUGUGGGAGCACCGGGCAGCAGCAGUGAGGAGCAGCAGGCAAGUGGAGAUCCGAGCCGUGGCAUUCGGCUUUCCAGGGGAGGAUGGCCUUUGACUUCCUUGGUAUAUUUUGUCAGGUUGUUUUUUGUUUUUUGUUUUUUUUUCUUUUGCCAGAAUCUCUCAGUGGAUAUUCUCAUGACKGCUCAGUUUGACUCUUUAAAGACAAACAAAGUGCAGCUCUGUGAGAUGAACAACAAAGAGGGAGUAUGCCACACCAGAGGUGUUGGCUUUUUUUAUUUUGUUGUCUCUUUUUCCCCCCCUGUUGUAUAUGUAAUGAAUUUUCACCCCCUUGUAAAAUACAGUAUUGUAUUCUUGAAUUUGAAUGUCUUAAUUUUUGUAAGGCAAGCAGCUUUGAAACUGUGAAUGCUUUAAUUAUCUUUGRUACCUUAAAAGUCUUUCUUUUCCUAUCCCGUGCAAAGCCCCUCACCCUAAACCACUGAACAGCUAGAGCCAUCCCCCUACCUGACAGCUGACAGUUUGAUAAUAUUACCAAAAUCUCCAAAUUCCUGGUUUGUUUUUUUGUUAAUUUUUUAAAAUUUUGUCUGCAAAGCUUAGGAUCACAGACGUCACCAGACUGGCUGUUUUAGUUGCUAUUUUUUAAUGUCAUACCUGUUUCUGUUUAAUUUCCGUGUUGCCUGUGACACAAUACAGCUGAGAUGGCACCUGCCAUCUCAUAGCUCAUGAAAGCAGACCCUGAUGGAGCGGUGGCUUUGCUGUGCAGGCAGGGAUGUCCCAGGCAACGGGGGCUGUCUCCCUUGCAGCGUGAGCCUUGGGACCCAGCCAAGCUCCCACGAGUUAAUCUUGUUUGAUUUUAUACCACUCYGCAGCGCUGAAAUGCGUUCGAUGCUCGCUUGCUUCCUCCACCUCAACUGUAAAUAGGUAACGUUUCAAAGCAAACAACAGGGCUCUGCAUAUCCCGUUGUCUCAUCUGUGCUGAUUUGUGAUGGUUUAACUCCYGCAGGAUUUCCUGCAGAGGGGAGGGGGUUUGUGCACAGUGGCCAUUUGUCUUUCUCGAUUAUGGAGAAGAGUUAAGUUUUUAACCUGCCAGUCUCAUCUUUCCUAUGAAAUAGGGAAGCAUCCCUCUGUCAGUCUUAUACAGGGCAAAACUCCGAAAUGGGAAACUUAAUUGAGAGUUUCUCCAUUAUUUUAUAGUGUAAUUAAGCUAUUGCUUUKKUUUUUUUUUUUUUUUUUUUUUUUUUUUUUUUUUCUUCAAAAGUGUAAAUAUUGUGAGAUCGGAGCAGGAGAGAGUUAAUAUGGCUUUUACACUCUUUCCUGAAAUGGCUUUCAGCUCUUUCUGCUAAAACAAACCAACAAAAAAAACCAAAACAAAACAAAACAAAAAAAAACCACAACAGAAAACAAAAAUGGACAGAACAAAUCUAACAUCCUUGUGCCAUGAAUAAAUUUCUGGAGAACAUUUAUAGGAAAAAAAUUUUGAUUUAUCACAAUAAAUGACUGUGACUCUGCAAGUCUUUUAAUGUUAUGAAAACAGCUUUAUCAAAUGCUGACAAGCCACAGAAAUGGUUUGGAGAAAGCAAAGUUUCUAUAAGUUUAAUGUAUAAGAUGAAUUUGCCUUCUCUGGAGUCAUAUGGUGCACAGGAAGAGACUGAGACUUUAAAAAUAUGUUUUUACUUUUGGGAAGUGUUUUGUUGAUUUUGCUCUCUCUUUUGACUUUCUAAUUAACUCCAAGUGUCCCCGGAUCCAGUGGGACCUGGAGAGCAGUGUUUACAUUCAYGUGCAUUUUCAGAACUGAAUCCUCAAGAGUUGAGGAAAGCAAAUAAACUGUGCUUUAAUGUAAAAACAAAACAAAACCAAACCACAAGCAGAAGUUGCUAUAAUGGAUGAUUAUUUUUAUUAAAUAAAAGAGCGUUUACAGAUCAAGUG
Messenger RNA from Malurus melanocephalus (red-backed fairy wren), 3529 nucleotides. RefSeq names its product adrenoceptor alpha 2A (gene ADRA2A). The record is from RefSeq and is a predicted model, not a curated record. Lineage: Eukaryota; Metazoa; Chordata; Aves; Passeriformes; Maluridae. Gene Ontology annotation, biological process: adenylate cyclase-activating adrenergic receptor signaling pathway. Gene Ontology annotation, molecular function: adrenergic receptor activity. Gene Ontology annotation, cellular component: membrane. The transcript has a single exon. Bases 142 to 1476 code for a protein of 444 amino acids.